AUGAAACCGGCGCCCCGAAACUUAGGCACUCAAAAAACGGAUAAUAUUGCGGACGACCAGUCAACAUCAGCAUCAUGGUGGCAGGCCGGCACCGCUACCCCUUUCCACGAAAACGGCAACGGCGCGUUCUCCUCCACUCACGGGCUUGUACAGACCCAUCCGUCUGUCAGCGAUGGGUUUUCUUUUGGCAGCCUUGCGAACUCAAUUGGACCCUCACCCAACCCGUUUGCCCAAACGAGCGGCAGCGGCCCGCUGAGUGGUAGCUUCCGAAACAAUCCGCUGCCACCGCUAACCAAAAGUGCGAACGGCAAGACCACCUUAAAGCACUUGGAUUUCACGAGCAGCGCAACAGCUGAGCUGAGGAGGAACCCAGCACUGUCUGCACCGGACGAAUGCGCGCGGGCUUGCAGGGAGGGAGAACCGCCAAGAAUCUGCUACUACCAUUUCACUCUGGAGAUGUACACCGUUCUGGGAGCCGCUUGCCAAGUAUGCACACCUAACGCAACCAAUGUGGUCUGGUCUCACUGCCAAUGUGUGUUGGCUGACGGAGUGGAACGAGGUAUCCUCACAGCAAACCGAAUGCUGCCGGGGCCGUCUAUCCAAGUGUGUGAAAACGACAAGGUUGUCAUCGACGUCGAAAAUCACAUGGAGGGAAUGGAAGUAACCAUCCAUUGGCACGGUAUCUGGCAAAGAGGAUCACAGUAUUAUGACGGUGUCCCGUUUGUAACCCAAUGUCCCAUUCAACAAGGGAACACAUUCAGAUAUCAAUGGCAAGGUAAUGCGGGCACCCACUUUUGGCAUGCGCACACCGGUCUUCAAAAAUUAGAUGGUUUAUACGGAAGUAUUGUUGUUCGUCAACCUCCAUCCAAGGAUCCUAACAGUCAUCUGUACGAUUAUGAUUUGACUACGCAUGUCAUGUUGCUAAGUGACUGGCUUCAUGAAGAUGCCGCCGAAAGGUAUCCGGGCCGCCUUGCUGUCAAUACUGGUCAGGACCCUGAAUCAGUCUUGAUCAACGGUAAAGGACAAUUUAGAGAUCCAAAUACAGGCUUCAUGACAAACACACCAUUGGAAGUUUUCACAAUAACUCCGGGAAGAAGAUACAGGUUUAGGAUGAUUAAUGCCUUCGCUUCAGUUUGUCCAACCCAGCUCACUAUUGAAGGCCAUAACCUUACAGUUAUUGCGACAGACGGAGAACCAGUGCAGCCAGUGCAAGUCAACACUAUCAUCUCAUUUUCUGGCGAGCGAUACGAUUUUGUCAUUGAAGCUAACAACAUUCCUGCUGCAUAUUGGAUCCAAGUACGAGGUCUUGGAGAAUGUGGUAUAAAGCGAGCACAGCAAUUGGGUAUCCUUCGCUACGCCAGGGGCCCAUACCAGCCCUCUACGGUUGCACCUACCUAUGACGUAGGAAUCCCACAAGGAGUGGUUAUGAAUCCAUUGGACGCAAGAUGUAAUAUACCUAGAACCGAUGCAAUUUGUGUCAGUCAACUCAAGAACGCCAGGCACAUCGACCCCGCAAUACUCCAGGAAAGGCCUGACGUUAAGAUUUUCUUACCCUUCCGUUUCUUCGUUUAUAGACCGGAGAUGUUAUUCCAACCGAAUACGUACAAUCGAUUUUUAGUGGCACCGCAAGGAGAUCACGUUAUUAGUUUGAUAGAUGAAAUAUCGUACAUGUCCCCACCGGCACCACUUAUCAGUCAAUAUGAUGACAUAAACCCUGAACAGUUUUGCAACGGCGACAACAGACCGGCGAAUUGCGGGCAAAAUUGCAUGUGCACGCACAAGGUUGACGUCCCACUUAACGCCGUCGUGGAAAUUGUACUCGUAGAUGAAGUUCAAAUUGUCAACCUCUCUCAUCCAUUCCACUUACACGGGUACGCCUACAACGUGAUUGGUAUCGGACGGUCACCAGAUCAGAAUGUGAAGAAAAUUAACUUGAAACACGCACUCGACCUCGACAGACGUGGUCUGCUUGAACGUCACCUGAAACAAGGAGAUUUGCCCCCAGCAAAGGAUACCAUUGCUGUUCCCAACAAUGGCUACGUCAUUUUACGAUUUAGGGCUAACAAUCCUGGCUUCUGGCUCCUUCAUUGUCACUUCCUAUUCCACAUUGUCAUCGAUGCUAUUUGUGAUGUACCAAGGAACGAUGCUGUAUGUGUCAGUAAUCUAAAAGCAGCAAAUCCGGUGGAUAGGGCAAUUCUGCAAGAGAGACCAGAUGUGAAAAUUUUUCUGCCGUUCCGUUUUCACUUCUACAAGCCGAAGGACCUUUUCCAGGAAAACACAUAUAAAAACUUUUUAGUUGGUGGUUCUGGCGGGGAUCACGUGUUAAGCUUAGUUGAUGAAAUCUCGUAUAUGGCCCCUCCCGCCCCGCCCCUAUCACAAAUGCACGAGCUAUCACCUGACCUUUUCUGCAAUGGCGACAACAGGCCUGCCAACUGUCCAGUUGAUUGCCGCUGCACCCAUAUGAUUGAUGUGCCACUAAACUCCAUUGUCGAGAUCGUGUUGGUGGAUGAAGUGCAAUCACCAAAUCUUUCGCAUCCAUUCCACCUACAUGGAACGCCAUAUAACGUCAUUGGUAUGGGUAGAUCACCCGAUAAAAACAUAAAGAAAAUCAACUUAAAGCAUGCCUUAGAUUUGGACAGAAAAGGACUGUUGAAACGACAGUAUAAUCUUCCACCAUUUAAGGAUACAUUGGCUGUGCCAAACAAUGGCUACGUUGUUUUAAGACUGAAAGCUGAUAAUCCAGGCUACUGGUUGUUCCACUGCCACUUCAUAUUCCACAUAGUUAUAGGGAUGAAUCUUAUACUGCAUAUUGGUACACAGCGUGAUCUACCACCAGUGCCUCCAAACUUCCCUAGAUGUGGCUGUUAUAAAGCAGUAGAAGAAGUCAAGGAUGACGAUGAAAUCAAUCCUCUGGAUGAGGAAGCUAAUAUUUGCACAGGGCCUAUUACUGGUGGCAUCGCGGCUUGCAGUGGUGACUCGGGAGGGCCUUUGGUUCUUAAUGUAAACAAUACUAGUUGGACAAACGACACGAAGGAUAACGAUUCUAGUGAAGGCGUGUCUGUAGACAGUGGUUAUGACAAUGUUACAUCCGUGAUACUCGGUAUAGUCUCGUGGGGGAUGUCACCAUGCGGUGAAACUGGAGCGCCAACUGUGUAUACAAAUGUUUCAGCAUACCUAGAUUUCAUAAAUGAACAUAUGAGUAAG
This is a messenger RNA of Iphiclides podalirius (scarce swallowtail), 3204 nucleotides long. The record is from the annotation of a GenBank genome assembly. Lineage: Eukaryota; Metazoa; Arthropoda; Insecta; Lepidoptera; Papilionidae.